Messenger RNA from Ectocarpus sp. CCAP 1310/34, 408 nucleotides. The record is from the annotation of a GenBank genome assembly. Lineage: Eukaryota; Phaeophyceae; Ectocarpales; Ectocarpaceae.
AUGGUGAUGCUGUCUCCUUCGUUGCGGUACCGACGGAGGAGGAGUCGUUUUCCGACAGCUGUGGCGGUUGCUGCGGCAGUGGCGGCAGCUUUGGCGGCACCUUUUGUGGUUGCCGGUACGGAGCCGGCUGUGGCCGCCCAGGAAGUCGUCGACCUGCCAGAGCUCACGGGUACCCGUGGGGAGACUCAAGACCACGGACGGGUGGACCCUGAGCCAAGGCAAGGUCCUGGGAAGGGGCCAGGAGGUUACGACGGGUUCAGCGCUCACCCUAUGAUAGACGUGGGUGAGGAGUGUGCACCUAGCCCUCUCUGGGUCAAAAACGUCAAUACGUCGAGCUAUGAGCUGGGGUGCGAAGAGAUCGAGGCGCUCAAAUUAGGCCAGUAUUUUCGCAUUGAAACGGCACCAUGA